AUGGCCAACAAAAGUGACAACUGUACCAACGUGGAUGAGCUGAUGAAGCGCUAUUACCUGCCUGUCUGCUACGGCAUCAUCUUCGUCGGAGGCCUCGUGGGCAACACAACCGGCUUAUUCAUCUACGUGACCAAACUGCGUCCAUGGCAGAGUAGCAGCAUCAUCAUGAUCAACCUGGCACUGACCGACCUCCUCUACGUCCUCAGCAUGCCUUUCUUUGUCUACUACUACAACAACGGAGACUCGUGGGCGCUCGGCGAGUUCAUGUGCCGCUUCGUGCGCUUCGGCUUUCAUUUCAACCUAUACGGGAGCAUCCUUUUCCUGACGUGCAUCGCCGUUUUCCGAUACGUGGUUGUGGUUCGGCCUCUGUGGGCGGUGCAGGUGCAGCAGAAGUGUUGGGGCAUCGUCGCGUGCACUGUUGUGUGGAUUAUCGCCGCCGCUGAAAUCACACCCAUGCUGAUUGUGAUUGACAUGAAAGAGCAAGACAACCAGACCUACUGCCUGGACUUCGCUAGCACCAUAGAUGUCAACGAUGUGCGACUUUACAGCUGGUUGCUCACUCUGUUCGGAUUCCUACUCCCCCUAGUGGUAGUGUUCAUGUGCUACAUCGGCAUAGUGAGGCAGCUGGCCAAUGGGCCCAUCACCAGCAGCUCGUGUCGGAAGAGGGCACGUCGGGUGACUGUGCUGAUCCUGGUGGUGUUUGUCGUGUGUUUCAUGCCGUAUCACAUCUUGCGUGCUUUGCGGAUUGAAACGCGCAACAUGUCACACCUGUCGUGCACCGUGGAAGAUAUAGUGCAUGCGGCGUACAUCAUCUCCAGGCCUGUGGCUGGAUUUAACACAUUCUUUAACCUGGCUCUGUACACACUUUCAGGUGAUAAGUUCAGGAGAGCAUUCAUUAGCACCUUCUGCUGUAAGUGUUCACUGAAUCAGAGCCGAUCGUUGGUCAACCUGGCCAUUAUCAGCAAGACAGGCAGCGAUGCGCCUGCUGAGUGA
This is a messenger RNA of Sphaeramia orbicularis (orbiculate cardinalfish), 993 nucleotides long. RefSeq names its product 2-oxoglutarate receptor 1-like. The transcript has a single exon. Gene Ontology annotation, biological process: G protein-coupled receptor signaling pathway. Gene Ontology annotation, cellular component: plasma membrane. The coding region runs from base 1 to 993 and encodes 330 amino acids. Gene Ontology annotation, molecular function: G protein-coupled receptor activity. The record is from RefSeq and is a predicted model, not a curated record. NCBI's taxonomy places the organism in Eukaryota, Metazoa, Chordata, Actinopteri, Kurtiformes, Apogonidae.